AUGUCCUCGAAACUUAAGAUCUUAUUUACUGGUGCUACUGGUUACAUUGGCGGUUCUGUCCUAUCGCGUUUCCUCAGGCAUCCUGACUUUGGAUCAUUCACAAUUACAACGCUUGUACGAUCCCCAGAGAAGGCAGAAAAGCUCAAGGCACUUGGAUUUAAUGCUGUUACGGGCUCACACGACGAUGUCGAGUUGAUGGAAUCACUUGCGGCAGAUCAUGAUUUUGUUAUUGCAACGGCAGAUGCAGACAAUUACGAAGCUGCUAUAGCGACUUUGAAUGGGUUGAAAAGGCGACACGAGAAAACCGGUACCACCCCUAUCUUGAUACACACGUCUGGUACUGGUGUCCUUACCGAUAGUGCUGGUGGGAAUUUCGCCGGUGAAACCGUAUAUGACGAUGCCAAUCCCGACCAAAUCGAAACACUUCCCGACACACAGUUACACAGAAAUGUAGAUCUUGAAAUUCUUCGUGCCGAUAAAGAAGGUUACCUCAAAAGUUAUAUCAUUCUCCCAUCAACUAUUUGGGGCAUUGCUACAGGCAUCCUUGUAGAGAAGGGGAUCCAAAACCCUCAUUCGAUUCAAGUUCCUGCUCUCAUUCGCGCAUCGCUAGACCGCGGCAGGGCAGGGAUGGUAGGAGCAGGCAAGAAUUUGUGGCCCGACGUCAAUAUCGAAGAAGUGGCAGACCUAUAUAUUGUGUUGUUCAAUGCUAUUCGCUCAAAUCCAUCGACGACCGGUCAUGGGCGUGAAGGGAUAUAUUUCGGAGAGAGUGGGGAGCAUAGCUUGUAUGAAGUUUGUAAGGCAAUUGGCCAGGCAAUGGUGGCACUAGGAAAAUCAGACAAUCCCGAACCCACCACAUUUACAAAAGAGGAGCUGGACAAGUACUUUCAGGGAUCUGACUACCUAGGGACGAACUCUCGUUGCCGAGCAAAUAGGUCAAGGUCCAUUGGAUGGAAUCCUGUGAAAACGAAGGAGGAUUUCAUUGCGAGUAUUAGGGCGGAGGUGGAAGCCCUGCUUUAA
Molecule: messenger RNA, 1017 nt
Organism: Psilocybe cubensis
Lineage: Eukaryota; Fungi; Basidiomycota; Agaricomycetes; Agaricales; Agrocybaceae
Exons: 8
Coding region: 1-1017 (338 amino acids)
Source: RefSeq, a predicted model, not a curated record